Trichobilharzia szidati is the source of this 6151-nucleotide messenger RNA. The record is from the annotation of a GenBank genome assembly. NCBI's taxonomy places the organism in Eukaryota, Metazoa, Platyhelminthes, Trematoda, Strigeidida, Schistosomatidae.
CUCAAUAAAGCUUAUAUACGUACAUAUGCGUGAAUAAAUAUACGCAUAGACAGAACUUCACGUUACCUUCAAAUCAAAUUAUAACAUGCCACAGAAAUUAUCUACUUGGGAUUAAACACACAGAAUUACAGUCAUUCUCCUCCUUCUUUAUCUCGACGUUUUGGUUAUUUUUGUUGCUGUCGUCAGCUUCAAUGCUGUAACUGUCAGCAGUCGUUGUAGAUUAUUGUGAGGAUCUCGACUAUACGAUUUGAAGAGAAUAAAAUAAAGGGAGGCUGAAUUCAGCGUGCUGAUAUACGUACAUACCGUGUUUUUUCAUCUAUCUGGUUAAAUAUAAGUGAUUUGAUAGAACUACACAUACAGAUAAGUGCAUACAUUUAAUUAUUCAAAUAAGGCCCAUCCCUCAUAUGACUACUAUUCACAACUAACUAAACACUCUUCCGUUCAUUAAUCCCAAUGAUAGAUAAAUAUAUAAAGAUAUACAAUCAUGAAUUCAAUAUGGAUAAGUUUUCGCUCGAAAAAUAAUUUCAUCUCACUGCCUAUACUACUUUUAAUACUGUCAAGUAAACAGUGUUCAGUGAACCACAUUCUUUUUAAUAACACACCUCAAUAGUUUAUAGACAAACUGAUUUCAGCUUUACUUGAUUUGUAAAACACACACACACAAACACAAACAGAAAGGAGAACACAAAAACCUUUUGUUCAUUCUGCAUCGAAGCAAAAACAAAAACGCAUUUGGUCAAUUUUCAUAUAGCUUUCCCUCAGAAUGUAACAGUGUAUGCAAGCCAUCAUGCAAAUCUCAAGACAUUCUCGUAUAAAUAGUGACAGUGACAUAAAUUUUCGGCGCCACUGUAAAUACUAGUCGACUAAUGAAUACAGACGGUGGGCGUUUUGAUUUUGACGACGGUGGGACGUAUAUUGGUAACUGGUAUCAAGGUUCAGCUCAUGGACUUGGUCUAGCUACAGGACCGAAUGGAGUAGGCGAAUAUUCUGGUGAAUGGAAUUUGGGCUUUGAAACGUGUGGAGUCUACUUAUGGCCAAAUGGAAAUAUGUACGCUGGCACAUGGAUCAAAGGCAAACGCCAUGGUGAUGGUGUGCAAGUUAGAGGAAAAUGGAUUUAUCAAGGAGAAUUUAAUGCAGGUUCAUUUGGUCAGUAUGGUGUAAAAACCUCCAUUAACAGUCAGGCAAAAUAUGAAGGCAGCUGGAGUUUAAACAGAUUCGAGGGUUUUGGAAUCGAAACUUGUGCAGAUGGAAGUAUUUACGCUGGAGCUUGGUCAAAAGGAUUUCGUCAUGGUCUUGGUGUUCGCAAAUCAUUUAUUAGUUAUAAAGCAAAUUCAUUCUCUGAUAAUUCAGUGGCUAAUCUUUCACCAACAAAAUGUAGCAAUGAAGAUGUGUUGUGCACCAGCAGUGGAGUUAGUUGUGGCCCUUGUAGCACUUUCCCCACUACUUCCAGUGAUGAGAAUAAAAAGAUUCCCUCCACUAGUCAAUCGCCUGUAACGUCAGAAAAACGGCACAGUUCUACUGCUAAUUUACCGUCAAAUGAAACAACAUCAGUAAGUCGUAAAGCAGUAAUUGGUAGAGCGAUAAUGCGUCGAUUGAAAAAGCAACAUUCUGCUAUCGAGUUGGGCCGUUCAACAACAACUCAGCCUACUACUGUAAAUGGAACAGCGGUUUCUAGUACUCCCAAAACGUCGCCUCCUAGAGUAAAGCAGCCAAUGACAUCAGGUGAAACAUCCCAGCAACAAAGUUCAGGCGGUUGUAUAAAUUCAUCCGGUGGUGAAAAGACUGACCAUCCUGAAGUUGAGAAGGAUAAAGUGAUUAGUGUUGUCGAAAUAUAUGCUGGUGAAUGGUUUCAAGAUCAACGAUCUGGAUAUGGCAUAGCUGAACGCUCCAACGGUUUUGUUUAUAUUGGUGAAUGGACUAGAAACCAAAAACAUGGUUACGGAAUUAUAAUUAACCCAAAUGGUACACGUGAUGAAGGACAAUUUCAAGCAAAUAAUUUAGUUAAUAAAGUAAACCGUAAGAGCAAAUUGCACUUGGUGCGUCAAACAAAACUAAAAGAAUGUGUAGAAGAUGCUCUCUUUCGGGCUGAAGCAGCAGCAAAACAGGCCAAACUAGUAGCCUCUGAAGAAGCAAAAGAAAGAGCGUUAAAAGCGCGUAAAUCCGCUGAAUUAGCAAUGUCUAUCAUUCAGAAAGCUCUCCACUUAUCUGACAAAGCAAGAGAGUUGGCUUUUCAACUUGAUCCCCAGUUUCAUCAACCAGGGGUUGAAUGGAGGAAGAAAUGUCAGUUUGAAAUUAAUACCACAGACGAUACAAACGAAUCGAAACCUUCAACACUGUGUUUAUCAAGUUUAAAUCUAAAUAUAUCAAGUGACACUUCCCCUACAACUUCAAGCGUGUUUCACAGUCAGUCAAAUGUAUCAUCCCGCUUAAACGAUGAAAUCAGUCAUCAGGUUCGGGAACAAGGAUACCAAGAACGACGGCAAGUCACAUCAUCAUCGGCACGUUCUUCCUACAGCACACAAAGUCUAAAAUACCACCAAAAUUAUCGUCAUCCCCAGAUAAGGAGAAAGUUUUUCCGCAAAUUUCUAUCACGUGACUCCACACCAAAUUCAGUCGACCCUCUGGAUGAGUCAUCUACUGAUGCGUUUGAACGUUUCGCUAACUUCAACAAGCCAAAUGUCUAUCGAUUUAUCAAACCGACUGCUGAUGAUGUAGCUGUCGUCUCACCUCUGGUUACAUCUAGUGAACUAAUUCGUCCUUUCUCUGCACCACAUAAAACAUUUAUGAAUGAAUUGAAAGUAGAAAGUUAUUCACCGAGUGACAGAACAAUUUCACCUCUGAAAGAAGUUUCCAAUGAAGACAUGGAACAGAAAGGCACACCAACUGAAAGAAACGUUGAUACAUUUAGUAAACAAAUGAGUUUAUCCGCUGGUGAUCUUGUUGGGCUGUGCAAAGCAUCUAUUGAGCCAUCCUUAAGCAAUUUAGGUAGCUUAUCAUCUUACCGCCAAGAGGUAAAACAGUUAUCGCCCUAUCUAAAGUCAACCAACCCCUGUAGAAGUACUUCUGAAAGGCGUAUUCCCGUCUCCAUAAAUACUGAUGACGCGAAAAUCUCUUCUACCUACUUGACUGCUGUACCUGGCACCACUUCAUCAAAUUCUAUGGAAAGUGUUCCUAGGAAUGAUGCAUCAAAUGAAACAGUGGAUAUAGUUAAAAUUGAAAUUACUGACCAGCCAGUUAGUCAGCUGCAGCCAUCGAGUGCAAGACAAGAGGCAACUGAAAGUCACUUUGUACGUAAAUGUCGAUCUCCACAAAUUGUACAAUCAAAAAGAAUUGGUGCAGGAUAUUUAAAAAAUACCCAGCAUCCUCCAAAGCUGGGUAUGAAUUCCACUCAAGAUUCGGGUUACCUCUCAAUGGAUCCAAGUGAAUCACGUUCAUUUUCAAUACAAACUCUUAACAGAUCUAUGUCAUGUCAAGCACCUGAUGCAAUUGUCGAAUCAGAUGACACUGAUGAACACCAAAUGUUAUCGAAAAAUAUCCGUUCAAAAGUUGAACCUGCGAACCUACCUGUUAAUAUACCUGGAUAUAAACUGUCUGUACAGACAAUGCCUAUGUCUGACCCCACAAAAUUUAACAGGUUAACUCCAGUGAAGUCACCUUAUGAAUCAUCAACGUUUUCACUAUCUCUAUCUCCAAAAGCAAAAAAACUUAAAGUACAAACUGAAGAAAUUCCGUUUAAACCAGUGGCAAGAAGACAAGUGAUAACUGCUAGACGGAAGUUUUCAAAUAGCCCUAGGAGAUGUUACAAAUCGGAUGGUUCUCUCCUGUACGGAGUUUCUCAAAGACCAGAGUCUUAUUCAAGUCAAAGAUAUUGGGUACCAGACGACGCAUCGCUUUAUCCAACUGAACAUUAUGAACAAGAUGAUUUUCGGUUGAGGCAACUUAAACCACAGAUGGACUUUGCCGGACAGUAUUCGUCCCCAUCGAGAAAUACUAAAUUCUUCCACCCAUACAUAGCUGACACUGGUGGAGGUGUCUUUGCCGGUGGUAGUACCCAGGAUGUUGAAAGCGUCAGUGAAAAAUCAGAAUUCAGUUCAGCAACUGUUCGGUCUGCUCCACAUUUUCAAAGUAUGCAUACAGAUUUUCAGUUGAAUGAAUUAGGUCGGUUAAAAUCAAGAGAAUGGCCUAUGGAUAUGCGGAAAGCUUACUGUACACAGCAAAGUAAAUUAGGUCAUUGGGACUACUCAGCUCCGUAUGAUUGUAUUCAGCAUCAGUUGCCAGCAUUUUAUGCUGGUGAUGACGGCACGGGUCCAGUGUUAUAUGAACAGUCUUUGAUUCAAGGGGAUCGUCAUUCAUUGGAUCGCCAUGUAUCACAGAUAUCCAACCAAGCAUUUUUACAAAAUCAAAGAACAAUGAGUGAUCGAUUUACGCGAGCCCAUACAAAACCAUUUACAGCAUAUAAUUCGAGUUGCUUUCAUGGCUGGUGCCAAAUACCAAGGAACAGAAGACUGCAGUAUAUUCCUAACAGAGUCCACAGCGCCUAUGAAGAUUUUGGGAUUUUUGAUAGAGAUCGUUCUAUGCCUACUGUCUACAUGAAACAACAGAAACAGCAACAAGUUCAUCAAACUGGAAUUAAGGAAAAUACUGUGACUGUAAACCCUCAAAUAAUUCAUCUACGGAGGUCUAGUAUAAACAGCCGUCGUUAUAUCAGUAAAAUAGACACCGAUAAAUCUAGUCACCAAACGGACCAUUCUAUGCAUUCAUUUCAUGCGUUACGUCAUGAUAAGUAUUCUCAGCCAACGACAUCAUCACCAAUGACACCUUCAAUGUACUCUGUUUGUACUAGUGCUGUUUGUCCAAGUAAAUAUGUUUCAACACCAUUGACAAGUGCCAGUGCACUAUGGAGUCAAGUGAAAAAUCCUUUCUGUAUGAAUAAAACAUUGCAUACAGGCUCAUGGCAUGAAUUCCCAAAAAGAAUCUUACGAUCCACAUAUCCAUAUUGUAUAACACAUAGUUCAAACUUUCAGCAGUUUCAUCGUCAGCAGAAGACUCCUCAACAAGAACAGUUUAUGUCUAAAUAUUCAACAUUCCCAUUGAAAGUUAACCAAACAAUGAACAGAAAUGAAGUAAAAUAUUCCACACUUCCACCGGAUAAUUCAGUGUUUUUGAGGCGACCUCCUACGGAGACUGGCUUCAAGAAAUUAUUCACACAUGACAAUAUCAGGCAGGAUAAUAUUGAUCUUGAAGGGGAUGAAAAAUGGUUGCGUAAUACUGUACCGUCUGAUGUAAUCAAUGCAUAUCCUAGUAGACAGGAUCAUUUCGAUGGAGGAGUAGACUAUGAUGAGGAUGACGAUGAAGAGGAAGACGAUGUGGAUGAGUUAAAAGUCUGUGAAGAAACUGAAACUGUAAAUCAACAUCCACGUCGUAUUAGUUGGCCCCAGACUCUAUACGAAUUCAUUCCAGAAACACAUUCAGAUGACCAUACUAACUCUAGUCAAACAAUGACAAAUAAUGGAGUUAAACCUUCUGUAACGGAUCCCUUACAAGCACCAUCGGAUACGAGUGGAAAUUCAGCUAUCCCUGUAACUGCAACACCCACAACACCAGUGAAAACUAAUGGUCAAAAUUAUUUUGCUUACUACAAUCCAUGGUACUCACUUACGUUAAUGAAUACUAUAAUUUUAACACUGGUCCUUGUUAUUUCAAUUGUCAAUUGGUUAUGGCGUGAAGAGAAACAGAAGAAGGCAGAAAGUUCCCCUUGAUCUAUCGGGAAUUCAAUUGAACAAGAUGAAUUUCCUUCACUUCACACUUCUUUGAAAAAAUAUCCACUUACAUAUAGCAGUAUACACACAAGGAAUACAGAAACCGUUGAAUACUCCUUCUAGUUUGCUUGCUGUUGUUGUUUUUUUUUCUUUCUUUUGCUUUUUGUUCUCAAGAAAUUAUUAAAACAGAUGCCAGAAGAUAUACGCAUAACAAUGUUGAUCAUUUCAAUACUUCAUUUCACUCACCUGUACUCAGUUAUUUUGUAGGUUACCUAUUAUUUGAUUAUUGUACAAGACAAGCUGAAAUGUAAAGAAUGUGAUAAUGAAAUCACAAUAUAAUUUUUCUUUUUUCAUGUUCCAGUUAAAGAAAAUAAAACACUCAUUGAUUAUUU